This is a messenger RNA of Ascochyta rabiei, 1914 nucleotides long. Its product is annotated as Tyrosine--tRNA ligase. NCBI's taxonomy places the organism in Eukaryota, Fungi, Ascomycota, Dothideomycetes, Pleosporales, Didymellaceae. The record is from RefSeq and is a predicted model, not a curated record. The coding region runs from base 1 to 1914 and encodes 637 amino acids. Gene Ontology annotation, molecular function: tyrosine-tRNA ligase activity; RNA binding; ATP binding. Gene Ontology annotation, cellular component: cytosol; mitochondrion. The transcript is spliced from 4 exons. Gene Ontology annotation, biological process: tyrosyl-tRNA aminoacylation.
AUGUUGAUGCUCAGACAGCUGUCGCAGCGGCGGCAGUACGUCUGUCGACAAUGCGUACGUAAUCAACACACGCUCGCGCGCGGUGAACGACCGAAACAAAGAUGGGCUGGCGAAGACGCAGACAAAGGUUCGCGACAGGCCGAGUGGGAGGAGAAUGCUAGCAAGAUAAGAGCAGGCGCACAGCAGAGCAUGCUAAAGCUGCUCGAGGAGCGUGGAUUUGUCAAGGAUGUCGCUGGUGGGCGUCAAACGCUCGACUGGCUCCUCACCGAGAAGCGCAUAGGAGUCUAUGUCGGUGUCGACCCUACCGCUCCCUCGCUCCACGUCGGUCACCUUUUGCCCCUCAUGGCACUGUACUGGAUGUACCUCCACGGCUACUACACCGUCAGCUUGCUAGGCGGAGGCACGGUGCAGAUUGGAGAUCCUUCAGGGAGGGCUACCGCUCGUUCGCGUCAGGGUGCAGACGUCCAGUCUAUGAACAUCGAAAGCAUACGGCGACAGCUCGAUAAGCUAUGGACGCACGUCAAGUGCUUAGGCAUCAAGCAUCAUUACUCGCCAGAGGUCAGCAGGAAGCAGGAUAUCCUGAACAACCGCACAUGGCUUGAGAAGCUCAGUGCUGUUGAAUUGAUGAGGGAUCUGGGGUCUGGUAUGCGCCUGGGCACCAUGCUCAGUCGUGACUCAGUCAAACUACGCAUGGAGAGCGGCGAAGGCAUGGCCAUAUCCGAGUUCUCGUACCCUCUCUUCCAAGCUUACGACUGGUGGAGCAUGUACCAGAACAAAGGCGUACAAAUGCAGAUUGGCGGCUCAGAUCAAUACGGCAACAUCUGCGCAGGCAUGGACGCCGUCUCGCACAUGCGCAAGCUCCGUCGUCUCAACUCUUCUCAGCAAGACGAAGAGGACCCGCGCAUCGCAGCCUACGGCCUGACUACACCGCUCCUUACAACGGCUUCUGGCGAGAAGUUUGGCAAGAGUGCAGGCAACGCCGUUUGGCUCGACAAGACUAUGAUGAACUCCUUCGACCUGUACCAGUACUUUAUGCGCACCGCCGACGCCGAUGUCGAGCGUUACUUGAAGCUUUUCACCUUUCUACCUCUCGAUCAGAUUUCUCUCCUCGUGGAGCAGCAGCGCAAGGACGCAUCAAAACGUACUGCGCAGCACAUCCUCGCGAAAGAGAUCGUGGAGCUUGCACAUGGCGCUACAGAAGCGAAGAAGGCCGAGACAGCACACAAAGAGGCUUUCAGCCACGGCACGAACACCUUCUCCCUCGGCGCGCUGCGGAAAACACUGGGCACUGCUGAUUCCAACUCUGGACUGGGCGCACAGAAGGAGAAGCUGAGCAAAUUUGACAUCGAGUUACUGGAGUACAAGCGCGCGUACGCUGCGUCCUCGACCACACAGCCCACGUCCGGCACCUCUGUACCCCCUUCUGCCUCGCAAUCCAAACAAGAAUCCGUAGUAACCCUCCCCCUCUCCCUUCUCACACCCGGGUCCUUCCCCCGCGUCCUUCACGCUGCCGGCCUCGCCACCACCAAGAGCGAAGCCCACCGCCUCAUCGCAAAGAAAGGCGCCUACGUCGUCCUCCCCAACUCGGGAAGCGUCGAAGCUCCUACAGCGCUCAAGUGGAUGACGAUUGAGGCUUCGUCAAUAGCGAACCCGCGGCACUUCCUCAUCGAUUUCGAGGCCUUGGUGCUGAGGAGCGGGAAGAGCAAGAUCCAGGUUGUCCGGGUGGUGAGCGAUGAGCAGUUUGAAACGCAGGCGCUGGAGACAGAGGGGAAAGUAGAUGGAGAGCAGGCGGAGAGGAAGCUGGAAGAGGAGGCCACAGACGAUAUUGCGGAAGAAGAGGGUACAUCUGCAGCCAAGUCAGAAGCCGCGGCCAAGACGUCGACCGGCGAGUCUGUGCCUUUCCAGCCGUCGUAG